Messenger RNA from Arabis nemorensis, 2304 nucleotides. NCBI's taxonomy places the organism in Eukaryota, Viridiplantae, Streptophyta, Magnoliopsida, Brassicales, Brassicaceae. The record is from the annotation of a GenBank genome assembly.
AUGACAUACAUGCAAGAUAAUCCAGCAAUGCUUUGCUUAAAGUUUCUACUUUUCGCUCUCAUUUUGAUCCACUUGCUACCUACUCAACUCGUUGCUCAAAGAUCUAAAACUCCAUGGCAGACACUCACUGGAGAUGCUCCUCUUGUCAUUGCUCGUGGUGGGUUUUCUGGGUUAUUACCAGAUUCGAGUCUGGAUGCUUACAGUUUUGUAUCUCAGACAAGCGUGCCCAAUGCUGUUCUGUGGUGUGAUGUGCAACUAACCAAGGAUGGAACUGGGAUUUGCUUCCCUGAUUUGACAAUGAUGAAUGCUUCUAAUAUCCAAGAUGCUUACCCUAAACGGAAAAACUCUUACCUUGUUAAUGGAGUCCCUACUCAGGACUGGUUCACCAUUGAUUUCACCUUCAAGGAUCUCAGUAGCGUUUUCUUGAUCCGAGGAAUAUUAUCACGGUCUGAUGCAUUCGACGACAACCGAUACACGAUUUCAACAGUUCAAGAUGUAGCUACGCAGUUGAAACCCGUCGGUUUUUGGUUAAAUGUUCAGUACGACGCUUUCUAUGCGCAACACAAUCUGAGCAUGAGUACCUUUCUGCUAUCAGUUUCCAAAACUGUGGCUAUUGACUAUCUCUCUUCCCCUGAGGUGAAUUUCUUUCGCAAUAUUGGUAGCCGUUUUGGAAAAAAGGGGCCAAAGUUUGUGUUCCGGUUUCUCGAGAAAGAUGAUGUUGAGGUGUCAACUAACCAAACUUAUGGAUCUCUCAUGAAAAACUUAACUUUCGUCAAGACGUUUGCUUCAGGAGUUCUUGUUCCCAAAUCUUACAUAUGGCCGGUCGAUAGCCAAUACUUGCUUCCACAUACAUCAUUCGUUCAAGAUGCUCACAAAGCAGGAUUAGAAGUAUAUGCAUCAGGUUUUGCAAAUGAUUUCGAUAUUGCAUACAACUACAGUUUUGACCCGUUGGCCGAGUACUUAUCCUUCAUGGACAACGGGGAUUUCUCCGUGGAUGGCGUGCUAUCUGACUUUCCACUAACUGCAUCUUCGGCUGUUGACUGCUUCUCCCAUCUUGGAAGUAAUGCUUCAACACAAGUGGAUUUUCUUGUUAUAUCCAAAAAUGGAGCAAGUGGAGACUACCCUGGCUGCACUGACUUGGCCUAUUCAAAGGCUAUCAAAGACGGUGCUGAUAUUAUUGAUUGCUCUCUUCAAAUGUCAUCAGACGGGAUUCCGUUUUGCUUAAGCUCAAUUGAUCUUGGAGAGAGCAUGAACAUUAUCCAAAGUCCAUUCAGAAACCGUUCAGCAACUGUUCCUGAGAUCGGGCCACUUGAUGGAUUAUACAGCUUUAGUCUGUCAUGGUCUGAGAUUCAGACCUUGAGACCGGCUAUUACGAACCCCUACAACAGGGAUUUCACCUUGUUUAGGAAUCCGAGGGAGAAAAAUUCCGGGAAGCUUGUUUCACUUUCUGAUUUCCUGAACUUGGCAAAAAACUCCAGCUCUCUCGCUGGUGUUUUGAUCAGCGUGGAGAAUGCAGCAUACCUGAGAGAGAAGCAAGGGCUCGACGUUGUUAAAGCAGUUCUCGAUACACUUACAAAAGCUGGUUUCGGCAAUGCGACAGCAACAACCACAAAGGUUAUGAUUCAGUCCACUAACAGCUCAGUUUUAGCUGACUUCAAGAAACAGAGCCGGUACGAGACAGUAUACAAAGUUGAAGAAACAAUCAGUGAUAUCCUUAACUCUGCAAUCGAAGACAUUAAGAAAUUCGCUGACGCUGUUGUCAUCAGUAAAAAAUCAGUCUUCCCCGUCAGCGCAAGCUUCACCACCAGACAAACCAAUCUAGUGGAGAGGCUACAGAAGUUUCAGCUUCCGGUUUACGUUGAACUGUUCCGGAACGAGUUUGUUUCUCAACCGUGGGAUUUCUUCGCUGAUGCAACGGUCGAGAUAAACUCGCAUGUUACUGGAGCUGGUAUCAAUGGAACCAUCACUGAGUUCCCUCUCACAGCCGCGAGAUACAAAAGGAACCAAUGCUUGACCCGCAAAGACGCGCCUCCUUACAUGAUCCCGGUUCAGCCCGGUGGCCUCUUAACCAUCGUGAGUCCUACUUCUUUACCUCCAGCGGAAGCACCAAACCCGGUUUUCACAGAUGCUGAUGUCAGUGAACCACCACUACCUCCGGUUAUAGCUAGAUCCCCAACCGCAAGCCCUGGACCCUUAUCAACGGGUGAAGAAUCUCCCAACGGACAAACCCGAGUCACUCUGUCUCUUCUUCUUUCUGCGUUCGCUACGAUUAUCGCCUCUCUUCUCCUAGUGUGGUCACAUUGA